GAGUUGUGUUGCUUGGAGCUCAAGAAAGUGUCUAGUUGUGCGCAAACGAGGGCGAGAUCUCGCGCUCGUUUGAUUUUGUCGAAGAGAAUGUCGCAUUGUGUCCCGCUGGUGAACUUCAACUUGUACACCUGUGGCGGGCGUGUUGGUUCUUCACAAAAAGAAACCGCCGUCAAAUCGAUAGAGAACUACCUUAACGGUAAACGGUUUUUUGUAAAGAUCUUGAUCUAGAUACUUCCCAUCCACCGAGAGUACCAUCCUCUCAGUCCGACUUCUCGAGCUGAAGAGGAACAUCCAUCACAAUUGUAAGCGGUUCUUGGAAUUACUUUCGCUGACAUUUUUCCUGCGUGUGGUCAGCGCAAAUGUUCCCUCCACGUGCCGCGCAACCGGGGAGUGGGUUGGUAGUUAUUUUUAUUUAUUUUUUGCAUGUAGGUUUUUCAUGGUGUUGUGAUCCUGAGCGAACAAUUUUAUCAUCUACGAUCUCUGCUUUUGAUCAAAGCUACAAGGCGUAAGCGUAAAUCAAGAAAGAAAAUUAAAUCUAUCAAAAACAGCAACUCCGCCCUCCGCAGCUGUUUUCCCGGCCUGGGAGCUGUCAGCACCUGGGGUCGACAACCAAUCAGAUGCAGCGUGUAGAGACAAAUCCGGUCUUGCACGGCUCGACAAACUAUGAACUGCAAAAGCAUCGUACUAUUAUAAAUUGCAAUACAAAUUAGCUCAGCAUUACAGAUUAAAUUUAUAAUACAGAUUUCCCUUAAUAAUGCAUAAAAGCAAUUAGUGCGAGUGCGAUACUUUUGCACAGGAUACAAACACGGAUCAGAUGGGGACCACGCGGGAGAUGAGCCAGGUAGAAUGAUUUUGACCUUGCACAUGCACCCGUACAGCUUGCAUGAAGUAGUUCUCAUUUUGCCUGAUCAAUGAAUUCUGAUGCGAACAAUACGUACUCCACUUCCCAUGUCUUAUUGUUCAACCAUAAGUUUUGUUGAACACAAAUUAUCUACAGUCGCGUCUCAAAAUCGGCCUAAGCGGCUUCAACUUUCGUCUCGGGGCCGGCGGCAACAUGUCCUCUCCGCUGAGCCACAGCGGCCCCACACCGCAGUUUCAGAUGCAAAAUGGGACGAUGAUGGGAAGUAGUAAUAUGGGAGCUGUAAUGAAUCCGAAUGGCGUGGCGAACCACCCGUUAACAAACCAACCACUUUCCCAGACCGCUGAGGUCGCGGUCAUCUCGUCCCAGAGCAGUCGGUCGCCGCAGCAACAGGCCAGUACUACCAUGGGAGGUGGACACAACACCAGCAACAGGCAGCAGGGCAACAUGGGAAAUUCAAACAGGAGUCCACCUUCUAGCUCAUCAUCUUCCAGCAGUCGCGCGCAUCAACACCAGCAUCAAUUAUCUUCCGGUGUUGAGACGCAGAACGGCCCCGCGCCGACCGCGAACAAGCCACGCUUUCCCGCGCCCAGCUCAUCGAGCAAGGAAAUCGCUCCGUCGUCGCGGGAUCAACACGGAAAUAGUGCUAAACCAGGAGCAGCCACUGCAUCAGCGAGGAACCAUGGUGGUGGCGGGGCUACUAGGAACAACAAUCCAGGGCCGUACAGUAAAACCAGUCCAUCAACCACUCGUGGAGGAGGGAUGAACAACGGACAACAUCAGCAUCCUUUAACCGGCACCAGUCAGGCGAGCUCCUCUUCCCGUCCGGCGAAUAAGAACGCGGGAGCAGGAGGUGGCGGCGCAACUGGUACUUCUUCUACCCAAAAGCAGCAACAGCCGAGCCAUCUCGCUGGUGACUCUCGUCGCGGCAGCCCGACGCUGCAGGGGUCUUCCGCUUCCGGAGCAUCGUCGGGAGGGGUGGCAGCUGCAAGGGGGCAAGGACAAGGAGGUAAGCACGUAGUUGGUCGAGAAGUAGUAAAAAGAACAGCAACACGUCGGCAGUGUAUGUACAUGUAGAUACUUUAUCGAGCGCCGUUGAGUCUGAAUUUGUGUAUAUGACCUGUUGUUCUGCACUUCAAUCACCCCACAAGUAACAUCACCUCAGGUGGUCAACACCGGACCCAAGCCCACCCGUCCACGACUUCCGCUUCCACUUCCCGCUUACACGGAAUAUGGAUUGUAAAAAUGUCUGGGUCUGGAAGAAUGCAACUUGUGAUGCUGUUUUUGGAUUCUAAAAAAAUUUGUAUUGCAUGAGCAGCAGAAGAGGUCCAGUUUUUGCCAUUUCGAGAGGGCAUUUCCCAUGCGGUCUAGGCAUCAGAAAGCCCUCACAUAAUCUGUGACGCUAGGGCAUGCAUCACAGACAUCAGGACUCAUGCGAAAUGUGCAUGACAAACCUUGCAUCCUUCCAGACCCAGACAUUUUUACAUUUGAUACGGAAGUCAGAACCACAACUACCACCCGUCAAGCCGGAAUUUGAAAUCGCAGAAGGACUUGCAGGAGUUCGAGCAGCAGGCCAUGCACGCGAAAUUACAGGGAAAUCAUUUGGAGGAGGAGCAACUUCUGCGCAACCAGGCGACGAACUUGUCGAAGGAGAUCCACUAUCCUGUGCAAAAGUAUCGCGCUCGUACUAAUUGCAUUUAUGCAUUACAAAUCUCGUUCCUAAUGCAAAUCCGCAUUACAAAUUUAAUUUAGUAAUGCUGAGCCAAUUUCAAUUUGUAUUGCAGUUUAUACUAGUGCGUUUCUUUUGCAAUGCAUAUCCACCAACUAGCGCACGAACACGAGGAAUUGGAAACCCGGCGUAUUCCGAUCUUGGAUGAGGAGAUCAAAAAGCUGAACGAGAAAAAAUUGAAGGUAGCCGAGGAGGAGAAGCAGAUUAAGGAGCAUUUUGAGAAUAUGGAAGCGUCAGGUUUGAAAUCGCCAAAGUUGAAAUAAAUUGCGAGGCAUAAAAUGCAUAGCGCGAAAUACAUGUGUCGCAGAGCAGGCAAGGGAGGCCGAUUGUAAGCCUGUUUGGGGUUAGAGCUUGAGCUGCUAAAGUAGCAUAAGAAAAUCAUUCGUCUUUGCCCAAACAGCAUGACAAACUGGCUUUAGGCAUCACCAAAAUUUGUCAUGCGCCGCUUGAUAAGUGGGCUUCCGACUGGCAUUCAUUUUAUGCAUGGCAAAUCAUUUCAGCUGUGUCAAUUUCGAUUCUGACAGUUCCAUAGAGAAAGAAACGGAGAAGCACGAGCGGUUUCUGAGGAGGCACAAGCAGGUGCAGAAGGAUUUGAAGGAACAGGAUGCCAUCAACGCGGAGAAGAUGGAGAAAGAAAAAUUGCGAUUGGAAAAGGAGGAAAUCCAACCGGCGCGGGAAAAGCGGGAAAGGUUGUUGAAGGAAGAGGAGGAGCUGAAAAAACAGCAAAAAGAGCAGACGAAGGAGUGGCGGUCGAAGAUUGAUCAUCACCAGGGCAUCUACAACGAGCAUUUGAAGAACAAGAUAUCAACUACAAAUAUGUCUUGGUCUGGAAACUUGUAAUGCGAGCUGGUUAAUCGUGAGACCUCGUGUGCAUUUGGCAGUCCAGCAUGACAAGCUUCUGACUUGCAGCUGUGUGUUGGCUAUAUUGCAUCACAGACAGCGUUUCUACUUGACAGAAAAGUCAAAAUGGGGCGAUGCGCAUGACAGAUUUGCGAGUCAUGGCAGCCAAGUAUGACAAACUUACAUUCAUCUUCCAGACCCAGAGACAUUUGCAAUGCAUACAAGAACGCCUUGUACAAAUCGCUGGAAGACACGUAUAACGGGAUCAAACAGAAGCUGAACAUGACGGAAAUAUGCAUAUGCAAAAGUAUUGUGCUAGUAGUAAUUGCAAUACAAAUUAGCUCAGCAUGACAAGAAAUGGAAUCUGUCAUGCUGAUUUAGCUUGGAAAAGAGAUUUGUCAUGCAUAUCUGCAAUUGGUGCGAGCGAGUGCGGUGCUUUUGCAAUGCAUAGAAAAAGCAGUACAACGACUUGAAACUUGAAGCGUCCAAGCUGCAAAACGAAAAGCAGACGCUGGAGCAGGAAACCGCGACGGUCAUUCAGCAGACGAAACAGUACAGGAUUUGGUUUGGUGUAGUGAUUCUUACGAAUGAUCUUGAUUCUUGGCAACCAAAUGCAUGUAAGAGAAAUUUCUGAUGCGCAGCGCGAUUCGCACUGCAAGAAACAGAAACUUCAAUACGAAAAACGACAUUAUCAGGGCCAAAGCGGAUAUCGAGAAAUACCAGGAGGAGACGAAAGCCAGCGAGGCACGGUUUUUCGAGGCCCAGCGCAGUAUCGCAAGGAAUAACGACAAACUGGAACAAAUUGCGGCUACGGUAUAGGAAUUCAAAUUUUGGAUGUUGUUCUUCUUCUUUGGUGUGAAAAAUGGAAUGCAGAGCAAAGCGUUUUGUUUCUUUUAGGGAUGUCUAUUCUGAAUCUCAAUCUUCUUGCAUUCUUUUUCGCCCCCGGCCUCUUUCAUUCUUGAGAAAAAACAAAAAAACAGCAACUGCGCAUCGAAGAAUCCUUGGCGCAAAUCGACCAAGAGCAGAAGCACGCCGACCAAGUUUUCGAAGAGAGCCGCGCGAAACUGGAAAAAACGAAUCAAGAGUCGGACAAGCUGCGGGCGAUCAUGUAUAAAAGUUAAGAAGAACAGCAGCUUGUCAUGCGCUUCUUGCUUUUCAUGAAUGGAAACGGAUGAAAGAGUAGGAAAUUCUCAUGCGUAAAAAAAUGCCAUCGCGUGUUCUGUGAAUUCGAAAAAAAAAAACACACACACUAUCAGCGCCAAGGUCCAGGAGUGGCAGGGCAAGAUUCAGGAGAUUCGGUCCAAGAAGGAGGAGUUUCAGCAGGACGCGGUAAAAAUGGCGGACCACGGGGUCAUAUGCUUUGCAAAAGUAUCGUACUCGUAUUGCAAUCACGCAUAUAGAAAUCUUCUUUUUAAGGUAAAUCUGCAUUACAAAUUUUAUUUCUCAUGCUGAGGAAAUUCGUAAUGCAUGUAUACGAGUGCGAUGCUUUUGCAGUUCAUAGGUCACGCCGUUAGAAAUGCUCCAGUCGGUCGCGCCGCUGCAGCAACGGGUCUUUUCCAGCGAGUGUCAGAAGUCGGCGGAACGGACCUUGCUGUUGCACCACGAAGAUAUGGGAUAUAAUGUGGUCGGAGCGUGAUAUAGAUCUAGAAGAGGUGUAGACGCUCUGUUGAAUCAGUGAACUUAAAAAUGUUCUUGGCUGUUUUUCUAAUUUCUUUAUCUUUUCAUCACCAUCAGGAAAAUUAGGGUGUUGGCGCAAUUCGUGGGAACAAAGAAAUUCCAACACGAGGUCGAGCACUGAAUUCUCCUAAGUCAUGAUUACAAACAAACAAGCAGGAUGUAGGAUUCUUCAACCGGGGGUCCUCCGACUCCGUGGAUCCAUUUACACAAACAAACAGACAAAAAAAAUUUCUCACGCUCAUAGUUGUACGCAAAAGUUCAAGUUUGCUACUAGAACAGAAUCUCAGCAGGUUUCUUUCAAGGUUUAUGUCGCUACCGCUAGAACUAGAAGCAGAAGGAUGACCACCGUGUUACAACUCAAGUUCUAAAGGAAGAUAGAGCUUGUCGUUUCUGUAGCGUGGCAUUCAAUUCUUGUUAUUUCAAAAGUCUACCGGCGCCGCUGGCUAGAUGUAGAAAAUCUCAAUACGCGUUUCUUUAAACUAUCACGGCAACAGAUGACAGAGCUAGAGCCGCUUCUUCGACGUUCCUUGUCUUGACUAUCGCCAGAGCUUGUUUCAACACUUACCGCCGAAGAUCCACCACGAUGUUGUAAUCUUUCGACCAAAUAAGUAGAAUCCAAGGUCUCGCUCACCAGCAAAAACAAUAGAACCACAACUGUUGCCAACACUGUCCCCCCCACUGAGACAAAGUAAGUGAUAAUACCAGCAACGAUACUAGUUCUAGUGCCCGCCACCGCCUCUGGUGUAGUUUUAAAAUUCCGAAGUCUCGUAUACAAGAUUGCCGCUGCCGGCACUUCCACUUGCAGUGACUCCUGGCUGACGGCGGCUGCAUUGUGUUUCUACUUCGCAAAAGAUUUGGUCGGGAUGUUCGUUCCCAGGAAGUUUCCUUUGAGAGAAGUGGCAGAACUAGAUUUGGCUCAGCGGAG
Messenger RNA from Amoebophrya sp. A120, 6030 nucleotides. The record is from the annotation of a GenBank genome assembly. Lineage: Eukaryota; Dinophyceae; Syndiniales; Amoebophryaceae.